AUGGGAGACAAAGGAUUUUCAGCACUAGGCCCGAUCUUCUGCUUUUCUUACUUUUUUGGAACGCUGCACAUCGUUCAUUGUGACCUGAGCUAUUCUUUUCCCGAAGAGAUGAAACGAGAGUCAGUUGUUGGAAAUAUAGCCAAGGAUCUUGGUUUUGGUUUGAGGACUUUAUCUUCCCGGAAGGCUCGUGUUGAUUUUGAAGGAAGUAGUAAGCGUUAUUGUGACAUUAAUCUGAGAACGGGGGAUCUGAUCACAUCGGAAAGAAUCGACAGAGAAAGCCUUUGUGGCAAGAAACCCUCCUGUGUUGUCAAAGUGGAUCUGGUGUUAGAAAAUCCUUUAGAGCUUCAUCGUGUAAGUCUUCAUAUUCAAGAUGUGAACGACAACUCGCCAAAAUUCAAAAAGAAUCUGAUUGAAAUGGAAAUAGGAGAAUCGACAGUCAAGGGUAACCGCUUCUCAAUAGAGGAGGCCCAUGACGCAGAUAUAGGUCAAAAUGCUGUUCAAGGGUACAAGCUUCAAAAGAACGACAACUUCAUUCUGGCUGUUGACAACAACAAAUUUGAACUCGUACUGGAAAAUAUUCUUGAUCGAGAGAAACAAAAAGAGAUUAAUUUGCUUCUCACAGCUUUGGAUGGUGGAUCUCCUCAGAGAUCAGGUACCGUAGUCAUACACGUCACUGUACUGGAUGCUAAUAAUAACGCCCCAGUGUUCAGCCAAGCCGUUUACAAAGCCAGUCUGCCUGAAAACUCUUCUCCAGAUACAAUAGUGAUUAAAGUCAGUGCCACAGACGCAGAUGAAGGAGUGAAUGGAGAUGUAACGUAUGACUUAAGUCAUGUGUCUGACGAUGAUAUAAAUGCAUUUUCCAUUGAUCCCAAAACUGGAGAAAUUAGAGUGACCGGUGUGAUUGACUUUGAAGACAUGAAUUUAUUUGAAAUGAGAGUACAUACCAAAGACGGUUUAGGUCUAACAUCUUAUGUUAACUUGUUAAUAGAUAUUACAGAUGUAAACGAUAAUGCUCCCGCUAUAUACGUAAAAUCACUUUCUAACGCCAUACCCGAGAACGUCCCACCUGGUACAGAGGUGGGCAUCAUUAACGUGCAGGACAGUGAUUCUGAGAAUACCCCAACAUCCUGA
This is a messenger RNA of Archocentrus centrarchus (flier cichlid), 1131 nucleotides long. Its product is annotated as protocadherin gamma-B4-like. Gene Ontology annotation, molecular function: calcium ion binding. NCBI's taxonomy places the organism in Eukaryota, Metazoa, Chordata, Actinopteri, Cichliformes, Cichlidae. The record is from RefSeq and is a predicted model, not a curated record. The transcript has a single exon. Bases 1 to 1131 code for a protein of 376 amino acids. Gene Ontology annotation, cellular component: plasma membrane. Gene Ontology annotation, biological process: homophilic cell-cell adhesion.